AAGAGUCUACGAUCAUCUACUUUCUCGAGUAAUGGUACACGUUACGCGAGAAAUAUCUGAAAGCGUGUCAAAGAAAAAGCGAAGCGUUCCCCUCUCUCUCUCGCUCUCUCUCGCUCUCUCUCCCUCUUGUCGAAGUAACGAGCGGCAGAACUUUCUUCCGGGAUAGCUUAGCCCUGACAUUGCUCGCCUCGUCAUCCAGAAUCACGUCCAACGUCGCGUUCGUGACCGCCGUUCGCGUCUAUGCUUUGCGCCCGCGCAAACUCCAUCGCCUCUACCCGUUAUCGACCGCGUCUCGAUAUCGUGCUUUUUCCACGUUUCUAUUCUCUCCUUUCGACUCGUUACGCGCCUCCUUUUCUUCUAUUUUCGGACUACAGUCUCUGUGUUUACGGGGCUUUCUCCGCGUGUACGCGUGUGUGCGCACGCCGUACCGCGCAAGCUUUCUUUUCUGCUUUCUCCUCGAUCCUGUUUCACGUAUCAUCUCGUAUCUCGUCUAGUCGUUGAGUCGUUGUUCGGUGUUGACGUUCACGGCGGUCUUUGUCGUUCGGCGGUCGUUCGCUCCGAUGCCUGUACCCGUGUCCAGCGAAAACGGUUUUCUGCGAGACUGCAACAGCGGUCGCGAGUGCGUCGGUGCUUUCUUUUUCCUAAGAAAUUACCUUUAUCGAUUCUUUUAAUGCACCGGCAUAUCUAUCGUGCCGAAGAAAUACGCACCGUACCGAUCGGCCAAUUCUAAAUACAGGAUGACCCUAACGUGUUGGGAUAAAUUGUCGCUGGUCGUAUUAACAGCGGUUGGAUUGCGGAUUUUACUGCGGCUCGGUAUUUUCGUAUGGAAGAAAAUUAUAGGGCCGACGUUUAAUUUCGGUAUCGAUAUAAGAAGCCAAGGUCGAUGGGCAGUGGUGACCGGUGCUACCAGCGGUAUCGGAAAAGCGUACGCCGAACAAUUCGCGCAAAAGGGUCUGGACGUCGUGUUGGUCUCGCGCUCCUUGCAAAAGCUCGAAAAAGUCGCUGCGGAGAUCAAAGGGCGAUACAACGUUCAAGUUCGAAUCGUCGAAGCAGACUUGACCGAAGGACAAGCGGCUUACGCGAAAGUUGCCAAAGCCGUCGAAGAACUCGAGAUCGGUGUAGUGGUGAACAACGCGGGAGCUAGUUACGAGCAUCCAGAGUUAUUUACCAAAAUCUCCGAAGAAUGCGUGGCGCAAAUCUUGCAACUGAACGUUGCGGCUAUCACCGGAAUCGCAAGGGCUCUUCUUCCAAAGAUGUUCGAGCGUAGAAAAGGAGUUUUAAUAAAUAUGAGUUCGGCAUUGGCUCUUAUACCGACGCCUUAUUUGACCGUGUACGCCGCCAGCAAGGCUUUCGUCGCGAAACUUAGCUGCGAUUUAGCCGCGGAAGCCGAACCAUACGGAGUCACCGUCCAAUGCGUUAUUCCUGCUCUGGUCGCGACCAAGAUGUCAAAGAUCAAGAAAGCCACGUGGGUGGCACCAAGCGCAGAAAAAUUUGUGGAAUCGUCGUUGAAGACGGUCGGCAUCGAGUCGAUUACGACGGGCUACUUGCCUCACGAUUUCCUAACAGGUGCUGUACAGGCGUUACAUUACAUCUGGGAGAAAGGUGCAGUUUGGUUGAUCUCGAAGACCAUGUGUAACAUAAGACGCCGAGCUUUGGGAAAGAAAGUUAGCAAACAGCAGGGAAAUGUUAAGAGCGCGUUGUAACGUAUAAUUUCGCUUUCUUUUAACUACUUCCGCCUUUUUCCUUCCUUGCCCCAGCGCCGACAAAAUUUUAACAAGACACCACUCUCUACACCCUUUCCCUGCGAUUUAGUCAUUCGGUCAAAACUAUUACGUAUCUUGUUGGUAAUGGUCGCGUUCCAAAUAUACGGUACUUUAGUACGAGGUAAGUUUCGGUACGACGUAACGUUCACCGCGGAACUGAAAUUACUAAAACUUGUCUCUUCUAUUUAUCUCGCCAAUGCUUUCCCAACUUGACUUGAUUACCCUUGAAACUACUUGUUACGUUGUUUGUACAUACACAUAUUGUAUAUUUUGUAAUUUAUAAUUAUUACAUAACAACAAA
Messenger RNA from Megachile rotundata (alfalfa leafcutting bee), 2064 nucleotides. Its product is annotated as hydroxysteroid 17-beta dehydrogenase 12 spidey. The record is from RefSeq and is a predicted model, not a curated record. Gene Ontology annotation, molecular function: oxidoreductase activity. Gene Ontology annotation, cellular component: endoplasmic reticulum. Lineage: Eukaryota; Metazoa; Arthropoda; Insecta; Hymenoptera; Megachilidae.